Messenger RNA from Styela clava, 2356 nucleotides. RefSeq lists its product as uncharacterized. The record is from RefSeq and is a predicted model, not a curated record. Gene Ontology annotation, biological process: signal transduction. NCBI's taxonomy places the organism in Eukaryota, Metazoa, Chordata, Ascidiacea, Stolidobranchia, Styelidae.
GGAAGGGAAUUGUAGAAGUACUCUGCGUUGUAAAAUAUAUCAGGGGAAUGUGUUAGCUGUAACAAAUCCAUAAACGUCUGCUCUUAAAGUUGAUAAUGUAAGGAUGUUGGUAUGAAGUUAGCCAGAGUAAGUAAAGUUUGAAGCAUUGUAAACAAUUUUGUUCGAACUAGCUUGUCACGCUAUGAGAUAAUUAUAUAAAUAGAAUGUAGUUCAAACCGAUGCGUUAUAGCUGCAUUUUUAGCUGUUGUGUGCCCAACGACUAGCUCAUACAUGGCUUAACUAAAUCGAGUGCAGAAAUAUAUAAGUCAAAACGUAAACUAGAAGAGUUAGAUUUGUGAAUAUCUCAACAGUUUUGUAUCGAUAUAAUUUUUGUAAUCUUCAAGGAAAUUGUAACUCAAGUACUUUGCCACCAUGGAUGACGAGCAUGAAAACUUGAAGGAACGUCUAAAUGAUCUCCGCAUAACCUCCUCCACAAAUAUUAAAAAAACGCAGGAGACAUUGAAUUUUCUUAAGCAGGUUUUCAACCCAAAUGAUUCGAAUAAAAAAAUAUGCGACCUUAUGGUUGAUUGCAAAUUUUUCUCAACCGUUUCAACAAUAUGGAAGACAUCUGAACGUGAUUCUUUUGAUAUUUACUGUGAACUGGAAACUCCGCGAGGAAAGGUGUUUCAGAGCGUGAAAGAUGUGAUGUGGAGCUACACCGACAAAAACAGGAAGUUUUGCAAAGCACUCCACGACAAUAAAAUUGUUCACAUUCUACUAGAAGAAUUAAAAUUUAUUGAUAAAUGUCCCGACUUCAAAGAUGAUUUCAAGCGACAGUACGUCAAGGCCACCUUGGGGAUACUACAUAAUCUUGUCCGGAAUUACAACGAUAUCAGUGAAGCAAUUCGAGGUGAAGAUGGUAUCGAAACCAUAAAAUCCUAUGGCGAAUCUGAAUAUCUUAUAAUAAAAACGUACGCUUUCAUGAUUUUGUCUUACUGUGUCAGAAGGGAGGAUGUCGAACAACUAUUUCCAGGCAAGGAGGUGUUCGAAUUUGUUCUUAAGUUGCUAAAAGAAUCUAUAAGUGCUCAAAAUCAUGUUUGUCCAAAGUAUGGAAUUUCAGCGUAUGAAUUAGUCGAUGCAUUAAGUAAAGCAACAAAAGACGAAAAAAAUGCGAUGGAGAUGAUCAACGCCGACUAUUUGCCUACUAUUUUAAAGAUGUUGGAUCUAACCAGGUUCAGCGAAAAAGAAGUAUUGGCGGCUGUGGAAAUUAUAUGGGGUUUAACACUUCACACGAAGAGUAAAGCAGAUCUGUUAAAGAGUGAAGAAGUACCUAGUGAGAUUACGAAGUUAUCUCAAACAAAAAAUUUGCAAAAGUUGUGUUCAAGUGUUUUAUACACAUUGAGCUCACACGAAGAGCAUAAGCAGCGUCAUGUGAUGCUGAGUUAUCAAUGGGAUAUACAAGAAUCUGUUGAAAAGUUGUAUGAAUAUCUAGUAAAGGAAGGAUUUAAGGUUUGGAUGGACAUUCACAGAAUGAAAGGCUCAACAUUGGAAUCAAUGGCAGAAGCUGUUGAAAACGCAUCAAUUAUAGUCAUGUGUGUUACUGAAAAAUACAAAGAGAGUCAUAAUUGCAAGAGAGAAGCAGAAUACGCCGCUGUGAGAAAAGUACCUAUACUUCCCCUGAAGUUCGAUGCAGGUUAUGAUCCGAAAGGAUGGCUAGGAAUAAUUAUGGGAGCCGCAUUGUACGUAGAAGUUGAUAAAAAUGAACCAUCAAAAAAAUUUCAGAAUAUUAAAACUCAGAUCGAACAACUCCAAAAAAACUAAUUUAUUUUGUUAUGUAGAUUAUUAUGUAAUAUUUUUCAGUUCUAAAUACAUUUAUUUAAUGCAUUAAUCAGAAUAAUUGUUCAAACGAUUAUGGUUUACAUUACGUGAGCAAUCAUUUAGUUAUCAACAUGUUGACAAAAUGAAACUUUUAUCUGUUUCACGUGAUACUUGUAUUCCUUUAGCAUAGUAUAUAUAUGUGAUCAAAUAAUCACGUUUGUAAUGUUUUAAUUUAUCAGGUCACAUCAUAUUAUGUUCUGUACCUAUUUUAAUGUUGACGAUUAUGUAACAGUUUUUGCAAUAUCGUUGCUGUUAUUCAUACUAUUUUGAUUCACAAAUUUAUUGAAGAUAAUGAUAAGCUUUCAUCGCGAUAUAAUUUACUUCGAACAUUUUUCUUUGCACUUAAGAUAGUAGAAUUAUAGUAUACUAACAUUGUUAGAACAAAUAUAUGACUUUACGUUUUGUGUAACGUUUCGUCUGACCAAAAUCAAACAAGAAAAAGAAACACAAUAAGUUUUUCCAAUAAUAUUGAACUAUUUCGAACUUUUCCGACAUAGCG